Molecule: messenger RNA, 1430 nt
Organism: Phragmites australis (common reed)
Lineage: Eukaryota; Viridiplantae; Streptophyta; Magnoliopsida; Poales; Poaceae
Exons: 6
Coding region: 71-1120 (349 amino acids)
Biological process (GO): alternative mRNA splicing, via spliceosome
Cellular component (GO): nucleus; cytoplasm
Source: RefSeq, a predicted model, not a curated record
UUGCUGCCGCUGAAGGCUGAACAACCCAGUCCACUCAUCCUCACCGGCGUCCCGCAAGGAGCCGACAGCGAUGGAGGAAGCGAAGGCGGCGGCGUACUACGACGAGCUCAACCGCAAGGGCGAGGGCGCCCGCCGCUUCAAGCAAGGCCUUGGCUUCUCCUCCUCCGAUCCUACCUUCUUCGCCCCCAAACCCACCGCCUCCUCUUCCUCCUUCCUCUCCGGCUUCGUCCGCGCUGGCGCAGCCCCCGCCCCCGCCCCCGCCCCCGCACAACCCCCUUACCCCACCAAACCACCUCUGCCGCCUCCCGAGCACCCAUACAGCCUGCACCACCGCUCCCGUUCACCGACCCGUGCCCGGUCCAGGUCCCCGUCUCGCUCGCGCAGGCGCCGAUCGAGGUCGAGGUCCCGAUCGAGGGAGCGGCGGCGCCGGUCCAGAUCGAGGGAGAGGGAGAGGGAGGACCGCAGGGGCUCGCGGAGGCAUUCGCGCUCGCGCUCGCCUUCUCGCCGGAGCGGCAGAAGCUCGCCCUCCGAGGGUCGGCGGGACUGGCAUGGGGAUCGGCGGCGCAACGAUGGUGGCGGCCGUGAGAGCUCGAAGGGGCGAGGCUGUAGGGACGGCGGCAAAGUGGACUACUCGCGGCUCAUAGAAGGAUAUGACAGAAUGACACCGGCUGAGAGAGUUAAAGCAAAGAUGAAGCUUCAGCUCUCAGAGACGGCUGCAAAAGAUUCUAGUCUUGGGACUUCAACUGUGGGGUGGGAAAGAUUUGAAUUUAAUAAGGAUGCUCCCCUUGAUGAAGAUGAUGAUGAUGAUGUUGAAGUUGCUAAUGAUGAUGCUUUGCUGGUAAAGAACAUUGGAAAGAGCUUCCGACUUUCUGCUGUGGAGUCAAAGCAUGAAGAUAAAGUCAGAGAUGCGCAUGAUGAGGCUAUAUUUGGAGUACCUACAACUUUGAUUGUUGAUACUGAAACUGCUGAGGACGAGCUUAAAAUCAAUGAUGAGGGUGAGAAAGCUGAAGAUAUAGAAGCUCAACCUAGCAGUUCCCUCAUUAGCGAUGAAGUUUUGGCAAUGCAGAAAGGGUCAUGGAGAGAACGGGCUCAGAAGAUGCGGCAGGGUUCAAAUACAUGAAGUUUAUCCUUGCUGUCCUGCUAAUUUUGACUUUGCCGGUUGUGUAAUCGUGUUUCCCAUGAUGAGCAGUUCGUGAAGAUUCAGAUAUGAGCAUUUUCGGUUGAUAACUUGAUUACCUACAGUUAAAUUCACGUUUUAUGUAUCUUCUGUGUAACAUGUGUCUGCAACCCUUCAUUGUAUAAGGUUUAUGUCGGUAGAGCUUAGAUCCAAACAUCAAGUAGGUCCCAAAAAAAAAGAAGAGUAGGUGGAUAAUACUUGUUCUACUAAGUUAAUAUAAGAUAUGUGCCUGCUUUUAAUUUAUUCAAGUCAA